Molecule: messenger RNA, 3973 nt
Organism: Chelmon rostratus (copperband butterflyfish)
Lineage: Eukaryota; Metazoa; Chordata; Actinopteri; Chaetodontiformes; Chaetodontidae
Product: coiled-coil domain-containing protein 171-like
Source: RefSeq, a predicted model, not a curated record
AGGGAGAGGGAGGAGAGAAGCAGCCGGGCGGCAUCAGAAGGGGGUGAAGGAGGCGAGCACUCGGGGAGGCUGAGGUGGAGAGUCCAUCAGCUGGAGAGAGAAAAGCUGGAGCUGACCUCCAGCCACAACCAGGAGCUGUGCAGGCUGCAGGCAGAGCUGACCCGGCUGAGGUCCUCCGUGGAGCGAGGAGAAGCUCAGCGGGCGGAGCUUCAGUACCAGCUGAGUGUGAGCCAGAGAGAUGCUGACCGAGCCGCCGAGCUCAGCAGGGACAAACACACGCUCACAGAGCGAGCAGCAGAGCUCCAGCAGACAGUUCAGGAUCUGCAGAAAGCUCUGCACAUCACCCGGCAGUCCAGGGAGGAGGACCAGCAUGCUUUGCAGCAGGAGGUCGAGGAGCGCGACAGACUGAUUCAGAGCUUCAGCUCAGAAAACCAACGACUGCACCAACUGCUGCAGGAUCAUGAGGAGGCUCUGGAGGAGUCAGAGAGGAGGAUCGCGGAGGUGCACAAGGAGAGAGAGAAGGAGGCCGAGGUGAACAGGCGACAAGCCAACGAACUGAAAUACCUGACGGAGAGAGAGGAGAGGAGCAGGAGAGAGAAGGAGGUAUCAGACCAGAGGGUGAAAUCUCUGGAGUCGAGCAUCGAGGCAGAGCGAGCAGCUCACCUGGAGUCCAGGUUCAACUCUGAGAUCAUCCAGCUGCGGGUACGGGACCUGGAGGCGGCGCUGGCGGUGGAGCGGUCCGGCCAGCAGGAGGCGCAGUGCAGCCUGGAGCUGCUGAGAGCUCAGUUCAGGGAGGUGGAGAGAGCUUACAGCCUGGAGAGAGAGAGGAGCAGCAGCACUGAGCACGCUCAGGAGCGGUUACAGAAGGAGUACGACCAGUGCAAGUCUGACCUGAGUGUUGCCUUGGAAACGGAGAGGAAGAUCACCUGUGACCUCACACAGAGGCUGGAAGAGGAGAGGAGAAAACACACCAACACACAUGCACUGCUGGAGCAGGCAGCUCAGAGACAGUCUGAGACAGAGGAGGACUUUGUGAACUGUAUGAAACACAUCAGAGAAACUCUCCAGCAGCACAACACCACAGGCACCAGUCCUCCAGCAAAGGAUGAUGGGAGUCAGAGUCCCUCUGCUGAAGUGCUGCAACUGCUGAAGACAACACUCAGCACCUGCCAGCACAGACUGGAAACAGCUGACCACCAGAUCCACGAUCUGCUGUUUGCAUCAGAAAGGCUUCAACAGGAGAACCAGACCCUCCGACAGCUGACCUCGGACCAGAGCAGACAGAUGGAGGAGGGACAGCAGGCGCUGGUCGAACUGGAGGAGGAAGUGACGCGUCUUCGCCAGGAGAGCGCCGAUUGGUCGACGCGCAGCCGAGGUCUGCAGGCCGAGCUGGAGACAGAGAGGGAGGAGAGGGAGAGAGAGAGGGAGAGAGAGGAGGAGAGGGAGGAGGAGAGGAAGAGAGACGAGGAGAGACAGAAGGAGGAGAGGAAGAGAGACGAGGAGAGACAGAAGGAGGAGAGGAUGGCAGACAUCCAGAAGAUAACUGACCUCCACCACAAAGAGUCAAAGGCCCAUCUGUCCUUCCUCUACAGUAUCUACCAGCGCCUGCUGGCCGGCUGCAUCCUCCUCGAUCAGCCCCAGAGCAUCCUGGGAAAUUUCACCUGGCAGGAGCUGUGUGAUGUCAUCAAUGAACAGGUUGACCAGCUGACCUCUGACCUCCGGAAGGCCAACGGCAAGAUCGCCCGUCUGCAGAGUGUGUGUGAGAAGAAGAGUGUGUGUGUUCGCGAGCUGCAGCUCAGUCAGGAGUGUGUGUUGUCUCGUCUGGAGGAGAGCGUGAGGAGGAGGGAGGAGGCGUGGAGCAGCCAGCACACACACACUGUGACGCAGCUGCAGAAUGAGCUGCAGGCGUGCCGCUCUCAGUGCGACUCUCUCCGCGACCGCGCCUCCUCGCUGACCUCUGACCUCUCGCGGCUCCGGGGCCUCCUCUCUCGCAGCCGGGGGGAGGCCGCCUCCUUCCUGCUGGCCUGCGCCCUGCUGGCCGGGGCGCUGAAGCACACCCACCGCCGUCUGCGCACGCUGUCCACGCAGAAGACGCUGCUGUCCAGACGACUGGCAGAGAGGGAGCUGCUGGAGGAGGAGGUGAGGAGGCUGGCCGCAGCUCUGGCAGGUGAGGAAGACGAGGAGGAGGAGGAGGAGGAGAGAGGAGAAAGGAGGAGGAGGGCAGCAGCGAGGCAGCGCUGGAAGAGGAGCGUGUGUGUGGUCUUGGCGGUGAGGAGGUGGUGUGUACUGACCAAACGGACGACUGUGUUGUUUCGGCUGGAGGGGGGGGGCGGAGGGCCGGCUGUCGGUGUCUGUGGAGGGUCGCCUACGGCAACACAGAGGGGUCAAGACGGACGGAGAGCAGAUAAAGACGAUGAUGAUGGCGAUGAAGGUCGUGAAGGUGUGUGUGCUCGCUGGCUUCGCUCUAAACGUCUCUCCUCCACCAUUCUGUCCUCCAUGGCUGACCUGCAGAGGGCGCUAGCACACACUGGCUCCUCCCCUCCAGGCGUGAUGUCAGCGUCUCGUUCUGCUUUGUCCCACCUCCUGGAUCAUAUUCUGGACCAAUCGGAUGCGAAGCGCUGUAGAUUGGAUGAGGACACGCUGAGCGGCCGGCCGAGACUCGGCCCGAGCGGACUGACGCCUCCACAGCCUGACAUGAAGGCCCUGGUGUCCACCCUCCAGCAGCACUUCCUGCUCUUCAGCCAACGGCUGCACUCAGCUGAGGUGGAGAGGCGGAGCCUGAGGCUGGAGGUGGCCAAUCUGAAGAGAGGACUCCGGGAGGAGACCUGCAGGACGGUCCCAGCAGAGCGGUUCCACAGUGUGUGUGUGGAGCUCCGUCAGGCGCUGAGCAGGGAACAGGAAGCUCACACGCUCACCCAGCAACAGACCAACCAGCUGCACACACUGCAGCUGCGAGUCAACACACACACCACCGAGCAGACCAACACACAGCACACACUGAGCCACACCACACAGUCUCUGUCGGACGCUCGGCAGGAGGUGAGUCGGAAGGACCGCUCGCUGAGGAUUCUGGGUAAGCACCUGUCAGGGGUUCAGAAGGAGAGGAAGCAGCUGGAGGAGAGACUGCGGCGAGUCGAGGACGAGCUGAGGGACGCCAACAGACGUAACGAUUGUCUGAUCAGCUACAUGAAGGCUGCAGAGACAAGCUACAAGGAGGUCAGAGAAAGUCUGGUCCAAUCAUGCCACUCUCUGUCAGCUCAGCCCCGCCCCCUGCCGUUACCCAGGGAACACUUGGAGCUGAGUGGAGCAGAGAGCAUCAUGGGAGCUCCUGAGAUGGCAGCAUGCCAGACUCUUUUCUCCACCUUCUCUCAGCUCUAUCAGACCUGCAGCUCCAGGAUUGAUUGGCUGCAGCAGGAAGUCUCCGCCCACCGCAGUCAUGUGGCCGCGCUGCGCAGCGAGCUGCAGGAUGUCUGUCUCCGUGACAACCUGGCCUAUGUCCCUGUGGCUGACUUCCCUGAAACCUUUCCGUUUGCUGAUGUGGAAAUACCUCAACCUGGUCCUUUCUCUGAUUUGUCAAAAGAACCAUCGGCCAGUUUCAGCACCGCCCCCUCCUUGACCAACCCCGCCCCUUUUCAGAUGAAUCCCGCCCCCUCAUCGCCCCUCUCCAAACCCCCCAGAGCCAAGACGAAGGGGAGGAAAGCCGUGAAGAAGAACAGAGGAGGGAGAAGGUAGAGGGACGGACAGGAAGAGAGAAAAAGACUUCCUGUUUCCAUGAACACGGUCCUCCCACAGUCCUGGAAGAUCCUGGAAUAUUAUCUUCCCAGGCAUUGAAAGUCUGGAGAGAAUAUUUGGGAACAUUUCUGAACAUUUUUCAAUAUGUGGAAGAGUUUUAGUUUUGGAACGUCAUGAAAAGUCCUGGAAUGAUUCACACACACACACACACACACACACAGAUGUGAUCUGGUGACAGAUA